Alnus glutinosa is the source of this 2151-nucleotide messenger RNA. RefSeq names its product cysteine-rich receptor-like protein kinase 10. Gene Ontology annotation, biological process: protein phosphorylation. Gene Ontology annotation, molecular function: protein kinase activity; ATP binding. The coding region runs from base 1 to 2007 and encodes 668 amino acids. The transcript is spliced from 7 exons. The record is from RefSeq and is a predicted model, not a curated record. NCBI's taxonomy places the organism in Eukaryota, Viridiplantae, Streptophyta, Magnoliopsida, Fagales, Betulaceae.
AUGGCUUCUUUCAAAUUUCUUAUAUUCCUUUCGUCUCUCCUCGUGAUUUCGUUGCUUAGCCUUGCCAGUGGCAAUGAAGCAGCACCCACUUACAGCUAUCACUUUUGCUCAAACACAACCUUCACCGCCAACAGCACCUACCAAUCCAAUCUCGACCUCGUCCUCUCUUCUCUUUCCUCUAAAGCCACUCCGGUCACUGGGUUCUCCAACGCCUUCGCUAGCGAGGUCUCCGGGCUAUUUUUGUGCCGUGGCGACGUCAACACCACAGUCUGUCAAGACUGCGUUGCCAACGCAGCCAAAGGGAUACUACAAAGCUGCCCCUUUCAGAUUGGGGCUAUAAUAUGGUACGACGAGUGCUUGUUACGUUACUCCAACGAAUCCAUCUUCGCCACCAUUAACGAGGGGCCCUGGGUAUCCCUGCCGAACUCGCUGUUUAUCCUAGACGCAGAGAUAGGCCACCGCUUGAACGAGUUGCUGAACAGGACAAUGAAUUCGUUGGCGACUCUUGCGUCGAAUUCUUUGACGGGAAAGAAGUUUGCGACGGAGGAAGAGGAAUUCAACAGUUCACAGGCGCUGUCACAGACGCUGUCAAAGACGCUGUACAGCCUCGUGCAGUGCACGCCGGACCUGACUGUGUCUGAUUGCUAUAAAUGUAUCCGAGGCGCCAUAGGAACUCUUCCUUCGUGCUGUUAUGGACAACAAGGCGGAAGGGUUCUGCUACCAAGUUGUAAUAUUAGAUAUGAAUUGUACUCAUUUUACAACGUCACAGCUGCUUCGCCUGCAUUUCCUCCUCCUCCUCUUCCUCUUCCUCCAGGAAAAAGCAAGUCAUCUCUAAUUAUUAUCAUCGCCAUUGUUGUCCCAAUUGCUGGUUCCGUCGUGCUUUUCUCCAUUGGCUGUUUCUUCCUGCGUAGAAGAAUAAAGAAGACUUACAAUACAUCACUAGCAGAAAAUGUUGGGGUUGAAAUUACAUGUGUAGGGUCCCUGCAAUUUGACUUGGGUACAAUUGAUGCUGCCACAAACAACUUCUCUGAUGAUAACAAGAUUGGAAAAGGAGGAUUUGGUACGGUUUACAAGGGAACCCUUUACAAUGGACAAGAAAUAGCAGUGAAGAGGCUAUCCAAAAGCUUUGGGCAGGGUGUAGAAGAAUUUAAGAAUGAGGUUAUGUUGGUUGCGAAGCUUCAACAUAAGAAUCUAGUAAGGCUCUUAAGAUUUUGCUUGGAAGGACACGAAAAGAUACUCGUUUAUGAAUAUGUGCCCAACAGCAGCCUUGAUUACUUUUUAUUCGACACAGAAAGGCAAAGACAACUGGAUUGGUUAACCCGUUACAAGAUUAUAGGAGGGAUUGCUCAAGGGCUUUUUUAUCUUCACGAAGAUUCUCGGCUUAGAAUUAUACAUCAUGAUCUUAAAGCUAGCAAUGUUUUAUUAGACAGCAAUAUGAAUCCAAAGAUUUCAGAUUUUGGCAUGGCGAGGAUAUUUGUAAUGGAUCAAACCCAAGGAAACACAAGUAGAAUCGUGGGAACAUAUGGUUAUAUGUCUCCAGAGUAUGCAAUGCAUGGACGAUUCUUUGUGAAGUCCGAUGUAUUUAGCUUUGGCGUCCUACUUCUAGAGAUUAUCAGUGGGAAAAUGAACAAUUGUUUCUACCAAUCAGAACAUGAUGAGGACCUCUUAAGCUUUAUAUGGAAACAGUGGAAGAAUGGAACCCCCUUGAAACUGUUGGAUCCAACACUGAGAGAUUCAUUUUCAAAAAAUGAAGUGAUUAGAUGCAUCCAUAUUGGCUUAUUGUGUGUUCAGGAGGAUCCAGCCAGCCGACCAACAAUGGCAACAGUUGUUCUCAUGCUCGACAGUCACUCUGUGAGCCUGCAGUUGCCGCAGCAGCCGGCAUUUUUGUUUCGGAGAAAAGCAAAGAGGAACAUGAAUACAAAGGAAGCGGGGCAUGAUGAUUCUACAACCCAAUCAGUUCCAUAUUCUGUUGAUGACGCAUCGAUCACCCAAAUACACCCUCGAUAGUGUGAGGAAGCGAGGUGUUGUCUGUCUUGGUGUUAUUUGCUACCUAGAAUUUAAACUUUGGUCGAACAUAUGUACAUUCAUAUAUAAACAUAGACGCCCGUUUAAAAGUAGAUGUGCCUAAUAAAAUGCAGAAGUGAAAACAAA